Molecule: messenger RNA, 924 nt
Organism: Gossypium raimondii (Peruvian cotton)
Lineage: Eukaryota; Viridiplantae; Streptophyta; Magnoliopsida; Malvales; Malvaceae
Product: U-box domain-containing protein 12-like
Exons: 1
Coding region: 1-924 (307 amino acids)
Cellular component (GO): nucleus; cytoplasm
Molecular function (GO): protein binding
Source: RefSeq, a predicted model, not a curated record
AUGUCAACAGCUAAACUUCGAGAAACCAUUCAUGAAUAUCUAUCUGAAGCACAAUCAGAUUCUCAUGAAGUUCAGCAAAAAGCACUACAAACCCUAGCUUCCAUUACCAGAGUUAGUCCCCAAAACAGAAGUUUACUGGCUCAAUCUUAUGGAGCAAUCCCUGCCCUCCUUGCCCUAUCUAAAUCCAUCUCUCCCAUUAUCCAAACUCUCUCAUUAUCUGUACUCUUUAACCUCUCUUUAAACCCAAACCUUAAACAGUCUCUUGCGGAUAUGGAAACCAUCAACCAUCUCAACUCCAUAAUCCUCUCCCCAACCUCCCCACCUGAGUCCACCAAGUUGGCUUCUUCCCUCAUUUGUAGCCUAGCCAUGCUUGACAAAAACAAGGCCAAGUUCGGCGUGGCUGGAACCAUCCCUUUGUUAAUCCAUGCAAUUUCAGACCCGUGCAACGCAGCAGCUCAUCACCUGCUUAGCACUUUAGCUGAGCUAGUGCAGUUCCAUGGAAACUGCACCCUAGCUGUCCGAGCCGGAGCUAUCCCCGUAUUAAUCCAUGUGGUGGAAAGCAGCGAUGGAGAAGACCUUUCCGGGACUUCCCUAGCUGUCCUGGGCCUCCUUUCUAAGUUCGAUGAAGGGUUGAACGCUUUGAAAAAGACGGAGCAGAUUGUUAGUUCGAUGUUGGAGGUGCUAAAAGGGAGAUGCAUGUUGAGCAAGGAAGGCGCGGCCGAAAUCCUUGUUCGACUGUUCGAUGAAAACGAGGGCUGCCUUGCAGAUGCUUUGAACCUCCCGGAGUUCUUAACUGUGCUGGCUGAUAUCUCGGUCAGAGGAUCCGCGAAAGCUCGAGAGAUGACUGCUCAGUUGCUAAAGAAGACGAUGGAUGCUAAUUUGGUUUCCUACAGUGACGGAAGUCAUAUGUUGCUCCAGUGGUAG